Molecule: messenger RNA, 3704 nt
Organism: Balaenoptera ricei (Rice's whale)
Lineage: Eukaryota; Metazoa; Chordata; Mammalia; Artiodactyla; Balaenopteridae
Gene: TSPYL1
Product: TSPY like 1
Exons: 1
Coding region: 119-1429 (436 amino acids)
Biological process (GO): nucleosome assembly
Cellular component (GO): chromatin; nucleus
Molecular function (GO): histone binding; chromatin binding
Source: RefSeq, a predicted model, not a curated record
ACUAGGGAGUGGGUGGCGAGAGCGGCGGGUUUUCGGUGGGAGCGGCGGUUAUUCCCCGAGCGCGGCUUCUGCGAGGAAAAACAGACGGUAGCCUGACGUUUGUCUGGCUGCUGCCGACAUGAGCGGCCCGGAUGGGGUCGAGAGGACGCCUCUCCCUGAAACCCACAGUCUCACCGUUCCCGACCGUGCCCCCGGAGACCCGGAUUCUCCCAGGUGCCUGAAGCUCCGUGAGGAAACUGAGGCGUCACAGGUGAUGGCGGAGACGGGUGAGGGGAGCUUCGAAGCCGUUGCGCUCCCACCGUCCCAGCUUCCAGAGGAGCGGGGCGCCCCCCGCGCUGCUCCCGCAGGUCCGGUCUGUGCCGGUAAGCCCCAUAUCGGAGGCGGUGGGGAUGGCGGUUACGUAGCGCCCGAAGCGGGGCAAGAGCAGGCUCCGCCUCCCAGGGAGAGACUGGAUACGGCGUCUGUAUCCCUGGCGACGGACGGCAGCCGGGGAAAUGGCGGCCGGCGGGGAGAGCCGCGGGGCUCGGGUGGGGAGAAGGCCCUAGAAACCUGUGGCGCGGAGAGGUUCGGAUCUGACCUGAUGGCGGAGGCGAAGGCUGAGGAAGUGAAGACUGAAGAGGGCCCCCUCUUCUCAGUCACAGUGGAUGAGGAGGUGGCGGAGAAGGAAGGAGUGAAGGAGGAGGAGGGAGUGGAGCAGGAGAUGGAGAUGGAGGAGAAGCCAGUAGGUGAAGAAAUAGAAAUGGUGGAGAAUAGAGUGGUGGAGGAGGCAGGGCACCGGCCCCUGCGGAUGGAUCUCCGCAUGAACCCUCUGGAGGCCAUCCAGCUGGAGCUGGACACUGUGAAUGCUCAGGCUGACCGGGCCUUUCAGCAACUAGAACAUAAGUUCGGACGGAUGCGUCGACACUACCUGGAGCGGAGGAACUACAUCAUUCAGAAUAUCCCGGGCUUCUGGGUCACUGCCUUUCGGAACCACCCCCAGUUGUCCCCCAUGAUUAGGGGCCAAGAUGCAGAGAUGUUAAGAUACAUAACCAAUUUGGAGGUGAAGGAGCUCAGGCACCCUCGAACAGGCUGCAAGUUCAAGUUCUUCUUUCGAAGAAACCCCUAUUUCCGAAACAAGCUGAUUGUCAAGGAAUAUGAGGUCAGAGCCUCUGGCCGAGUGGUGUCUCUUUCCACUCCAAUCAUAUGGCGCCGGGGCCGUGAACCCCAGUCCUUCAUUCGCAGGAACCAAGAGGUCGUUUGCAAUUUCUUCACCUGGUUUUCAGACCACAGCCUUCCAGAGUCUGACAGGAUUGCUGAGAUUAUCAAAGAGGACCUGUGGCCAAAUCCACUGCAAUACUACCUGCUGCGUGAGGGAGUCCAUAGAGCCAGACGUCGCCCAAUAAGGGAGCCGGUGGAGAUCCCCAGGCCCUUUGGGUUCCAGUCUGGUUAAACUUUGCCUUUGGGAAUGUUCCUGCAUAAAGUCCCUUUCCGCCUCUUGCUGGACCUGUGCUUGGGCAACAGAAAUGGGUAUGCCGUCUACUUCCCCCCCCCCCCCCUCUUUCUGACAUUUUUGCAGCCUUUUUCCCCUGGACAUUCAGUUCUCUCAGCCUCAAGAUUGAGACCACCAUGACCACACCCCUCCACUUCCACAUGUGCAUUAAUAUCACAUGCUGCAUGGCCAUGAUUCACACCACUCCUAAGCCAAGUUUGUGAUGAUGUAAAUUGCACUGCCUUUAUCUGCACUACUUGGACCCCGUUUGUUCCCAGGGCCUCCGGUCUGCCUCUUAUGCCUGGAAUUCUAGAUUUGUGUAGGAGCCCAUUCUACACACUUUGCUCUGCAGUACAGGCAUAUAGCCUGUGGACAGUUGCGGGCCUUUAAUGAUAUCAAGGGAGAACAACAGUGGACCACUUGGCCUGUAUGAUUUAUGUGACUCCAUUGCUCUUCUUGCGCCUCUGGUCGCCACCUGUCGCUGUCUGCUACUGGCUGUGCCCUUGGCUGCUACCUACUGGAUGAACAUCUUCUAGACCAUUGUCAGCCCCACUCUGGUUUCUGGUAAACAAUCUCCAGGUUUCCUCCCAGCACACAAAAGACCUUCCAUUCUUCUCCCCAAAAGACCUCUCCUCUACUCCUCACCCCCACCCCCCUUUCCUCCACUCCCAUCAUCCAGAACCCUAUUACUUGUCAGGCAAGUGGUUGAGGUGACAAGGUAGACUUGUCCUGGUGGCAGGAUGGUCUAAGGCUGGUGUCCAUUCAAAGUACCAGGCUUUCUCAGCCUCAACUAGUGAAUUCAACCAAAACUUAGGUACCUCUUUGUGCCUCCUUUUCUCAUCGGGAGCGUGAUUAAGUGCCAGGGUGGCAGUACACUUUCUCCAGUGUCUCUCUCCUGGCUCUUAAAAGAAGUGAUAGCUCAUAAACAUCUGCAGAAUCAGGUCUUUUAGUUUUAAUUUGGCUCUCCAUUAUUUCCAGGGACAGGUUGUCUUGUGUAAUAGACUACCAGAGCUCUUAUUUCCCUCUGCUUUCUUCCCUAUCCUCCACCCACUUUAGCAACAUCUAGAGGGUUUAAAGGGAGACAGAUUUAUUAGAUUAAAUGAAAAGCAAUACCUAGGCCCUAAUGGAUGGAAGAACUAAAGAUAUUGUGAUGGGUGCCCAAAGCAUGGGAAACUAAACAGAAGACCACAGGCAAAAAUGAGCCAGGUAAAAAUUGGGCCUAAAAUGAAGACUGAGAGCCUUCAAGGAAGGUUCUUUCUCUGUCAGUGGUGAUGAGAGAAGUUCUUUUUCUCAGGAUAAACAUGGGAGAAUUGAAGGGGGUUGGAAUGUUAAAUAUGUUGUCUAGAGAAGAGAUCUUUAAAGAAAUGCAACGCAACUUUGAGUGCUUUCUUUCGUUUUCAUUUGACUGACUUUAUGAGGAGGAUUAAUACUGUGUCUUUUAUUUCACUAGUAUUUAGUAAAUCCUGUUAUGUUAUUUCUGCUUACUGGGAAAAUUGAGCUGUACAGGCUUUAUUUUGCUUUCAGUUGGGAACAUUUGGAACAGUCUUAUUUUCCUGUAUGAUAUAGAGACUUAAAUGAAUAUCUGUAGUGGAUUUCAACUUGUUUCUGUUAAAACCGUAUCCUUAGAAAUAUAAUUUGAAUAACUUGUUCUUGUCAUAUUAUUAAGACUUUGGAAAUUGUUGUCUUCAUGGAAAAAUAACUUACUAAAAAUGUGUGGCUUAAUUGUCUUGAUAAUUUGCCCAGUUAACAACUUAGUAAUUGAUGUGUCUCUUUUCCUAAGUAGCAUAAAUACUUGUGAGGUUGCUCUGUCACAUUGAAAGUAUACCAUUGAUAUAUUUGUCUUUCCUUAUAUGCAUGAUGGUAAAAUAAAAGCAUGUUACUCUGCUAGAUUUCUUAUUUCUCACCCUGCGCAUAAAAACACAUGAAGAAAUUGUUCUAGGUGACGGCAGGUUAUGGAAUUAUUAAAGUUCUUAAAUGGAUACAAUAGGCGUUAUCCCAAAAGUAAGAAAAUGAACACUACUUUUGGUAGGGAGGUUUGUUGUUUUUGUUGUUUUACUUUAAAAUGGUAACAAUUUCAACUUCUUACUCAUGAUUGCAUUCUUUUCCAUACAGCUUGUGUAGCACCAUCCCCCCUUCACUUCCUUAAAGCCUCCAUUUCUAUCUCUAUAAAUGAUAUUCUCAGGUCAUUCAGGCUCUCUUUAUUCACUUGUGUAUUUAGUAAGCAAACAUUCAUAGA